Messenger RNA from Galeopterus variegatus (Sunda flying lemur), 1133 nucleotides. RefSeq names its product transmembrane protein 243, mitochondrial (gene TMEM243). Lineage: Eukaryota; Metazoa; Chordata; Mammalia; Dermoptera; Cynocephalidae. The transcript is spliced from 5 exons. The coding region runs from base 306 to 662 and encodes 118 amino acids. The record is from RefSeq and is a predicted model, not a curated record.
UCCUCCGCCGCGGAAGGCCUCCCCGUCCACCAGGCGCCAAGCCGGCGGCCCCGAAUCCGGCUAGGGUGUGUGGAGCGGAGACUCCUCAGCGAGGGGCGGCUGGGGACGCCAGCUACUCGAGAUGAGGAGGAGAGCGGGGCCGGGGCACAGCGGCCGUGUCCCCGGGGGGUGAGCGCCCGCCGCCACCACUUCCGGACCCCCGGGUCUGGGCUAUGCGUGCGCCGCGAGCGGGAGGCGUUUGCAGUCGCGGGCCUGAGGCAACGCUGGCUCGCUUUUGAGUGGCUUGAGAGUGAAGAAGCCCCAAAAUGGAGGACUUUUCUACCAGGACCUACGGCACCAGUGGCCUAGACAACAGACCUCUGUUCGGGGAGACGUCAGCCAAGGACCGAAUCAUCAAUUUAGUUGUUGGCAGCUUAACAUCUUUACUGAUUCUAGUAACGCUGAUCAGUGCUUUUGUUUUCCCUCAACUACCUCCAAAACCGUUGAAUAUAUUUUUUGCUGUCUGCAUCUCUUUGAGUAGUAUUACUGCCUGCAUACUUAUCUACUGGUAUCAACAAGGAGACUUAGAACCGAAAUUUAGAAAGCUUAUUUACUAUAUCAUAUUUUCUAUCGUCAUGUUAUGUAUAUGUGCGAACCUGUAUUUCCAUGAUGUGGGAAGGUGAGGCUGCCAAGGAGAAAAUACUUACCAGGACUCUUCAAAAUGGUUUAUUUAGGACAGUGAAUUGUUGGAUAAGGGAUGCUGAAGAAUCUUCCUGCCAGAAGUCUGAUACGUGACUUUCACGUUAAUUGUAAAUCUGAAUUCCCUUUUGUGAGGGAGACAGAUCACUUUGCUUUUUCUUUGAGGAGUUGAUGUUGCACUUAAAACAUUACAACCCUUAAAGUUCAAACAGCAGAAGUAAUUUUCACUUUUAAAAUUAAAAUUUUUAAAAAUGUAAUUGCAUGGCAGAAGGCUGUGUAACAAACAAAAUCUUGCAUUUUAAGACAAAUAUUCUUUUAUUUCUGUUAAACUGAAUAUACAAUUAUUGUUCCCUAGGCAACCAACUUUUGCUUAUAAGUUCAAGGUAACAAAACAGACAGUGAAAAGACAAUUGAUUGUGAAGAUCUAAUUACAACAAUAAAUAAAAUAACUUAUA